GCCGGUCCGUGAAAGUAUUGUCGGACAUAAACCGCUUCGUGGCACAAAAACGGUUGGGGACCGCUGAUUUAACACAUCGGCAUACUGCAGAGUCAUGUGUUAAAUGAAGCACUCUCUGUGUCAAGAGUUUUAUAAUCAAAUUACUGGAAUUACUCGAUGAAUCGUUGCAGCCGUAGUUAGAGCAGUUGAUACGGGUUUGAUUCUGAGUCAAUGCAAAGCUGCUUUGCUGCUGUAGCGGAGAGGAAGAGCAGGUUGGUCAUUGUCCUUGGCUGCUCUACUCUUUAUGUAAAAAAUAUUUUUGGGCAAGAUACCGUACCUGAUGAGCCUGUGUGUGUGUGUGUGUGUGUGUGCAAUUGUUAGACAAGGUGUGCUUGAAAUAACUCCUCAGACUGAGCAGAAUGGUGCUUUAUACGCACCAGCAGUCACUUCAGUUUGCUUGUUGUUGUUGGUUUUGUGUUCGUACUAUACAAAAAAUCAUAUGUAUAUUCUCAUUAGCAUAUAUGAUUAGGAUAGGGGUUUGUGGUGGUGCGUGGAACUGUAGCCUCAAGUUUAUAUUGUUAUCAUGUUAUGUGACAGUGUGUUUAAGUUCAUGUUACAGAGUUAAGCAAAAGUAACAGGUAAGGCACCAAAUUAGUUUCUCUGGAGAGUAAAUAAGCAACACACUGCAUUGCUUUUAAGGAAAGUAACAAGUAAUGUUUAACGCUUUAAACUUUUUGAGUAACGACCACAACAUUCUGAUAACUUUGCCCUCUGACCUCUUUAAAUGUGGGCACGUCUGGGUCCAACAAGCCCACAUUAACAAAAAUGUAGUAAACAAUCACACUAAUAAUACAACAGCAAUCCAACAAAGUCACUGGACUCAGUUAAAAUCAUCCACACUGUCACAAAAAUAGCGAGUAAAUUCAUUCAGUGUUUCCUCGCUCAGCUCUCUCUCUCCAUGUGGUUACUAAGGUCUCUCCAUCUCUCUCUCUGUUACCGGCAGGCAGCCAAUCAUCUGCAGGGUCUCGCGCCUCCUGUUUUCGCCUCACCUCGCCUCAGUGCCAAUCAGACCGUUCACACUGCGCACACGCCACGGCACGUCGCCACGGGCGCCGCUGACAACAGGAGACACGGCGGAGGGCACAAGCCACCACACACACAGACACACACACACACACACACACCUCCCCUCCCUGUUACUGAACAUCAGCGUUGUGUGUACCCCCUGCCACCACCCUCCCUCGCUCCCUUCACUCUGUCGCGAGAACGACGCACGUAUCCGUUCAUAACCUCCGCCAUUAUUCAUCACCCCCUACCCCCACCCCCUCCCUCACCCCGUCCUUCUCCUUUCUUCCCAUGGUGCCGUUUUUUUCCUUUCCUCGAGCUCGUCUCUUUUUCCCACCCCUGCAGGGUCUCCACAGAGCUGCUUCCUCCUCGCCUCACCCGGGCUAAUUUAACGCCUCUCUCUCUCUCUCUCUCUGUGUCUCUCUCUCCCUGCCUCGCACUCGCUUGUGCCAAGCCCAGAGCAAAACGUGGUGACCACGCAGAACUAACUAGCUUCCUGUGCAACAAAGCCCACCUGAGUGUGUGUGAGUGAGCGUGUGUGCGUGCACUUAUAUGUAUAUGUGUGCGUGAGGUCAUGUCGGGCAUGACUAGUGGCGUGUGUGUGGAGAGUGACCUCUCCUCGAUGCUCCAGAGAAGCUCAGCCCCCUCGCACCAUCACCCGAAUCACCAUGGCUACAGCGGACAGGGACAGGUGUCAGGCCUGGCUCCCAUGCUGGACUACACCACAGAGAUGGAUCGUUACCGCUCCUCCAUCGCCAGCUUCUACAAGACCAACGUCAACAUGAACAUGAACGUUACAAACUUCCCUCAGUCAGCCAAACUGGCUGCCCGCUUGGCUGCGGCCGCCCCCAUCUUCCCUCCCACCGCUGCCAGGCUUGGGGCUAUGGCGACGACGCCCUGGGGUUGCCACGACAACAUGAACAUGAACAUGAACCACCCGGCGGCAAUGUUCUGGGGCCGACCUAAACCCGUGGCGGCCACGCCGACGCACCACCCCCACCACCAUCAUCACCCCUCUGCAACGCCGGGUCACAUGACCUCCUCGCACCCCCACAGUACCAGCAUGCAUCAGAGCAGCAGCAGUGGGUCGGGAGGGGGAGGAGGUGGUGGGAGCAGUGACGGUGGAGGGGCUGAAAAACACGGACACACUGCCUCACUUCCUGUUUCACAGGGAACGGCACACCAUCACGCCAUGGCAUCAAGCAACGGGAACUUCCUUCCUGGAUACAGUGGCGGAACAGACUGCGGCGUCAUGAACAAGCAGGGACACACCCACGCGGACAUGAUGGGCCUAUCAGAGGGUGGCAGCUGCAACGGGGGAGGGGUUAUGGGUGGCAGCUUCCUGGGGGGGCUGGGACUACCUCCCGGGGUCAUUGUUAUGGCAAUGGGGUCAGCAGGGGGCGGGAUCUCAGACGCUAGCAGCGCCUUUCAGAUGACAGGCGGCCAGCGGGCACUAACGGACUGCCAGCAGCAUGCCAACUCCUCCCCCUGCCCCUCCUCCUCCUCGCCCUCAUCAUCGGGCGUGACAGCGGCGGGCGUUUCCCUGUCGUCAUCAUCAUCUUCAUCAUCCGGGACGGUGGCUAAAAGAAAGAGGAAGCGGUGUGGCGUGUGCGGGCCGUGCAGGCGGCUCAUCAACUGUGGCGUCUGCUCAUCGUGCCGCAACAGGAAGACGGGUCACCAGAUCUGCAAGUUCAGGAAGUGCGAGGAGCUGAAGAAGAAGCCGGGGGGAGGAGGGGGGGUGCUGGAGCGGCCUCCCUCUGUCCCAGCCAGUGAGGCAUUUCGUUGGUUCUUCUAGCCUUCCCUCCGCCAACAGAGCCAAAAUCUGGAGGCCUAGCAGGAAGUCACCAUCAUAUGGACUGCAAAAUCAGCAAAAGGACUACAACCUCUAGAACUGAAAUCGAUUCUCUGCGACAGGAUUACAAUUUCAUACUGUGUGGAUGACAGUUUGAGACUACAAAUCCCACCUCAGCUGGAACAGGGAGCAGCUAGACAGAAGGAGAGGAAGAGGGGGCAGUUUGGUCAUAGGCAACCGGACUUGGCCAAUUGAUGUGGUGAUGCCAUAAUUGCAUGUUUUUCGCAAGAUUGUGUAAAGGUAAAUUUAUAAAUCAAUUCUUAAAAAGGCGCACACAGAAUGUCCAGACUGUAGCAAGCUAACUGGCUAGAAGAGAUACUAGUCUGUAUUUGUACUGGCUAAACAAACUUGUUCCAGACCUCUAAAUUGUCUAUCACUUCUCCUGUUUGCUUUUCUUAACAAACAGUUCAGGCCUUGACUAUUGAAAGGAUAGGCUGCUAAGUAGCCACAUAAAAAUAAUCUAUAAAUUCUGUAGCUCUAAUCUAUUACAUAAAGAUUUCGAAAAGCUCAGGUUGAUCCAUUGCAAGCUUGACUGGAUGAACAUCGAAACAUUCUCUUACGGUUUACUCAUAGAGUUGCAAUCAAUUCAAAGACUAGUGCUGGUCAGUCAAGCUGCCACUAUGACUGUAGCUAGGGUGUUCUUAAAAUGACAUGAAAUUGUAUCAAAACUACAUCUUUGAGGGUAUAAGAAGUCUAACAUCUACUGGUGAAAAUGCAAGAGUAUUGCCCUGUACCUCUACUGUUAGCCGUUCUUUUGUGUCAGAUCUAAUCCACUUUUUUUGGACUGAUUUUUAGACUUUCUUUCAUAGGGUCUCAGCCUUAUAGGUAGGGUAAGGAUCUUGGAUGCUUCUCUUUUGCAUCAAAAGCAGCCAGCUGUGGUGGUUUGAGCAUCUAAUCAGAGAUUCCCUCUGAGUACCGUCCUUUGGAAGUUUCCAGUACAAUCCAAGCUUGAAGGAGCCAUGCAGAUUGUAGAUCCCAUUUCAGCCAAGAGAAAAUUGGGAACUCCCACGGGUAACUGAAAAAUGUUGCAGACAUUGGGAGAAUAAUACCCUGCAUAGUUUGCUAUCAAUGCAACCUGACCCCGAAAAACAGAAAAUAGAUGCAUGGCAUCAAAGAUCAAUAAGCCAACAGCAGAGAGUGUGUUCUGUACCUGCUUUCAACAGUAAAUGUUAGAUUUGGGAAGUUGGGCUUCUUUGUAAGCUUGACCAGAUGUUUUGGCCAGAUGUUCUGGUCAUGUGAUUGCUCUGGCAAAGGCGGGUGGUGUUAUCAAUAAGGUAGAUUAUCCGUUUCAGAUCCCAGUAUGGACCUCAACAUGAAGUUGACCUUAGCCUCGUGUAGCUCAUGUAGCUUUGAUUUAAAAAUGUCUGAAAAUAAAAGAAAAAAAGGAGGGGACAAGGCAAUCAAAGCAGUGUUUUUGUAAGUUCCAGAACAGUCUUGACAAUCUCAUUCGCAUAAACAUGUAUUAAUUACAUAGAAAUCCUUUUAAGUGCCAACAUUGUGACCGUUUUAUCUAUUUCCUCUAAUGUGUUAUGUAGCUUUUCUGUAAAGGUCGAUCAAGUCCCAAAGUCCCAAAUCCACACCAAAGGAAGGUAGUCUCUCCCAGAAGAAGAAAAGCCCAGUUUGUAGCCUAGGAUUUCCUGUUGUUACUUAUAGACAUCAUUCUGAAAUACCAAUAUAUGCCAGUUUGGUCCUGUUAAACUAAUGACAAUGGAUUACUCUCACUGUAAUCCCCCUGAUAGUAGGAAAAUCAUGUAGCUAACAUUACCUCACCUCUGACUGACCACCCACAGGAAAGAGCUAUCUGGGAAUAAUAAUCUUCGGUAAAUAUAAGAAAUUAUACAAACUUUAGUACCAAAUGUAAACCAGUAAACAGAUUUCAUGAAAUUCAGCAAUCUUGCUGACAAACAUAUUUUGCUAAGAGAAAAGUAUUAUGUUAAUAGUAACAUUAUUGCAAGAACACUUUGUGUACUGUGCAAUGUUGCAACUUUUUUUUCUUUUUCCAUAACACUUAUAUUACCAGGAAGUAAAACUCUUGAGAUCAAACAUCUCUUUCUGGCUUCCUGGCUUUUUGUGAGAGUGUCCUUAUCCUAAACAGGGAGCAUAAGUCUAGCCUGGUUUUCAGUUAUGGCAAUUAUGAUAAAACCAUAGUUCUCAGACAAAAGCUGUUCAAACAUGGGGAGAACAUGCAACAGUGCUUACCACUGAAGCAUCGUGCUGACGUGCUUUUACAGAAGACUGUUCUUGUUCUGGGUCAAGGUCCAAGCUCCUUAAUCUGGAUUUCUUUUAUGAAUAACAUAACUUUAAGGUAUAUAAGCAGUGUUCACAUAAACAUCCAAGACAUUACCAGUGAAAAGCUGAUUGUCUGAAAGUUCAAAGUAAAUAGAAAAAAUAACUAUACCUGAUUAAAUUGGCUACUCUUCCUUUCAGGGUGUUCAAAUUCAUGUGCAGCCCAACAUGGCUUAGGUUGCAUAGUGGAAGUCCUCCUCUAACCCCUCAGGACCCUGCCUCAGGAUGUUAGAGCAUAACUCUGCAUUGACAGCCUGACCCCUGAGAGUGAACUCAGGGUGCACAACACACAGUUUGUCAUAAUAUCAACUAGCAUGGUAGUAGAACUCCUGAUCUGACCUUUGAGCUUCAAUUCUUCCACAUUCUUCUUUCUCACAGUUGCACUUUUUGAUUUUAGUACAUAAAGAAUAAUUUUGGUCAGCUGUAGUCUUGCCGUCUUGAGAUGCCCGAUAAUGUCAACAGAAGCCGUAUAUAUGGUAUAUAGUUUGUGAUCAUGGCACAGAUUAUGUAUCUUUGUGUACAGCCUUCACAAUCUGUGAUAAAACUGUCACCUGCUUCCUCUUCUUCUUCCUCCUCCUAGCAAACCACAAACCCCAUUGUAGCCAAACCAGGAAGAUUCAGGACUUAACCACAGAAACAAUUACAGUCUGACCAAAACCGGAUGACACGUUAACCUCAAAGGGAAAAAAAAUCACCACAGAGAGGAUACAAACUGACCUCAGCAGGACGUGAUUCAGGACUGUUAUUAAGGACUACAACUUCACCACAGUAGGACUACCACAUCACUGUUAUCUGUCUCUUCUGUCUACCUCCUCCUCAAGAACAUUAAAGGCACCUUGACUGAUUCUUAUUGGGCUCUGUUCAUGUUGGUACGACAUGAUCUGCUUCUUAACUCUCUAGAUGGUCCGGAGCUGAUCUGUCUCUUGUGGAAUCUGGUGUUUAGAUUUUGUAUUUGCAAGUGUACUCUGCUGUCUAAAUGAGUCGUGAAAUGUCUGAAUUUAUUUUAUUUGUCUAGAUUUAAUGGAAAGUUCUCAGGGUGCAGUCACACUUCUGGUUUAUAUGAACUACAGUAGACUGAACACAAAACUCACUUUGUUGCAUUUUUUUUACAUAUGAUUAAAAGGUGGCAGUUGAA
Molecule: messenger RNA, 6317 nt
Organism: Oreochromis niloticus (Nile tilapia)
Lineage: Eukaryota; Metazoa; Chordata; Actinopteri; Cichliformes; Cichlidae
Product: CXXC-type zinc finger protein 5
Exons: 4
Coding region: 1619-2839 (406 amino acids)
Cellular component (GO): nucleus
Molecular function (GO): zinc ion binding; methyl-CpG binding
Source: RefSeq, a predicted model, not a curated record